Messenger RNA from Aspergillus tanneri, 492 nucleotides. Its product is annotated as GFA family protein. The coding region runs from base 1 to 492 and encodes 163 amino acids. Gene Ontology annotation, molecular function: carbon-sulfur lyase activity. The record is from RefSeq and is a predicted model, not a curated record. NCBI's taxonomy places the organism in Eukaryota, Fungi, Ascomycota, Eurotiomycetes, Eurotiales, Aspergillaceae. The transcript has 3 exons.
AUGCCGAUGCAUCUCGAAGGCAGCUGCCAAUGCGGCGGAGUCGAGUUCUCUCUCGACUCAAGCACACCGGUUCCUUACCAGCUAUGUGCAUGCAGUAUCUGCCGCAAGGUAGGAGGCUACAACGGCAGCGUCAAUCUGGGGGGCAUAGCAGACAGCCUCAAAAUCAAGAAAGGGAAGAAUGUGAUCAAGAAAUAUUCAGCCAUUAUGAAUCGUGGCACUGCCGAUGAGAAGGUCAGUUCGAGUGAGCGGAAUUUCUGCUCGAAUUGCGGCACAAUGCUCUGGCUGUGGGAUCGUCACUGGCCCGAGCUGAUCCAUCCCUUCGCCUCGGCAAUCGAUUCGGAUUUGCCGAUUCCUGAUGAGAUGGUUUGUAUCAUGGAGGGAUCGAAGCCUUCCUGGGUGCGAUGGCCCGAGGGGGAAAAGCAGGUGUACAAGGAGUACCCAACAGAUAGUUUGGAGGAAUGGCACAAGAAACACAAAGUCUUCAUGGACUAG